GAUAUGGUAGCACGUUCAUAAAAUUAAUAGUUCCUAUCAUCUUUAACCACUCAAUAAACUCUCUCACCCUAUUCCGACCCAAACCCACGCCCAGACCACUUCCAAUUGCUUCCCAUAGUUUUGAUUUCGGAGUCAAAAUUGACUCCAAAGUGAAUGUCAUCGCGACUCUUCCCAAUUUAUUUUGAUACGGAGUAUUUUUGAAGCUGGUUAAUCAAUCACAGUUUUGCUUUGUUUUGAAGUUUUGAGUCAAAGAAUCUUCUGUAUAUGCACAAGGGCUUAGUUGGAAGAAGCUUGGAAUGCUCAGGAGAUUACCGUUCACGGGAGUGUGGAAGCACAGUAGGUGGAAAAGAAUCUUCUUGAGCACGACCACCGGCGGAAUCGCAGUCUCCGACGUCGUCACCAUCAACACUAGCAUCACCAAGCUGGCCAAAAGUGGCCGUCUCGAAGAAGCACGGGAGCUGUUCGACGAAAUGCGCGACCGAACCGUCGUCUCCUGGAACACCAUGAUCUCUGGCUACGCACAGCGGGGAAAGUACGGAGAAGUUUUUGCUUUGCUUUCCUUAUUGCAUCGCAGCAGAACAAGAUUUAACGAGUCCACUCUUUGUUCGGUUCUGAGCGUUUGCGCUCGUUCAGGGUCGUCCUGGGAAGGAAAACAAGUCCAUGGCUUGGUCCUGAAGUCUGGGUCCGAAAACUUCAAGCUUGUUGGGAGUUCUUUGCUGUACUUCUACUCGAGUACUCAUGAGAUUGAUGACGCGGGUAAGGUGUUUGAUGAAUUGCAUCAAAGGAAUGAGCUGCUUUGGAGCUUGAUGCUUGUGGGGUAUGUACAGUGUAACCUAAUGAACGAUGCUUUAAGGAUCUUCAAGAAAAUGCCAUGUCGUGAUGUGAUUGCCUGGACUUCAUUGAUCUCCGGAUACUCGAAAACUCAACAGGGAUCUCAUAAGUCUUUGGAGUUAUUUGCGCUGAUGAGAAAGAAUGGAAACGAUGUGGUACCAAAUGAGUUCACUUUGGAUUGUGUCAUAAGAGCUUGUGGCCAACUGUGUGCUUUACCAGAAGGAAAGGCUGUUCACGGUCUGGUAGUUAGAUUUGGUUUUGAAUCGGAGCAUUCGAUCCGGGGAGCACUCAUUGAUUUUUAUUGCACUUGUAUGGAGACGGAUGAUGCUGAAAGAGUGUACAGCCAGCUGCUAAAUCCUUGCUUGAAUGAUUCAAAUGUGUUGAUAUCUGGUCUUGUGAUGGCUGGAAAGGUUGAAGAAGCUAAAUCUGUUUUCAAAGGGUUGAUUGACAGAAAUCCAGCGUCAUAUAAUUUGAUGAUAAAAGGGUAUGCCUUGGGUGGCCAAGUUGAGAAGGCAAAGAAGCUUUUUGCUGAAAUGCCCCAAAGAACGUUAACUUCCACAAAUACAAUGAUAACUGUGUAUUCCAGGAACCAUGAGAUUGAGAAGGCUCUUGAACUGUUUGAAGAAACUAAAGGAGAGAGAGAUCCCAUUACUUGGAACUCAAUGAUUUCCGGUCACAUUCAAAAUGAUCAGCACGAAGAUGCAAUGAAACUAUACCUAGAGAUGUGUCAGGUCCCAAUUACCCAAACGAGGUCCACGUUUUCUGCCCUUUUUCACGCAUGUUCAUGUAUUGGUUCUCUACUGCAAGGGCGGCUUAUUCAUGCCCAUGUCAUGAAAACCCCAUUUCACACCGACAUUUAUGUUGGGACGGCACUUGUGGAUAUGUAUUCCAAAUGUGGCACCAUAGCCGAUGCCAAAGCAUCUUUUAUUGGAAUCGCUUGUCCAAAUGUUGCAGCUUGGACGGCUUUGAUCAAUGCAUAUGCACACCAUGGGCUUGGUUCCCAGGCAAUCUCAGUCUUCAACCAUAUGUUGGAGCAAAAGGUACAUCCAAAUGCUGCAACAUUGGUUGGGGUACUGUCUGCUUGUACGCACGCGGGCAUGGUCAGUGAGGGCAUGAAAAUUUUCCAUGAAAUUGAAACACAAUACGGUGUAACACCCACACUAGAGCACAUUACAUGUGUAGUGGACCUUCUCGGCAGGUCAGGCCAUCUUAAAGAAGCUGAGGAAGUAGUGAACAGUAUGUCCGUUGAUCCUGACAAGGUACUACUCACAGCUCUUCUUCAUGCUUGCUGGUUCUGCUCAGACAUGGAAGCUGGCGAGAGGAUGGGGCGCAAAGAUGCAGGCAAGGAAUGUGAUGAAAGGAAUGGACACAAAGAAACCUCCGGGCUGUAGUUGGACAGAGGUAAAUAACAGAGUUUACGUGUU
Messenger RNA from Cuscuta campestris, 2255 nucleotides. The record is from the annotation of a GenBank genome assembly. Lineage: Eukaryota; Viridiplantae; Streptophyta; Magnoliopsida; Solanales; Convolvulaceae.